This is a messenger RNA of Aspergillus welwitschiae, 391 nucleotides long. RefSeq lists its product as uncharacterized. Bases 130 to 300 code for a protein of 56 amino acids. The transcript has a single exon. The record is from RefSeq and is a predicted model, not a curated record. Lineage: Eukaryota; Fungi; Ascomycota; Eurotiomycetes; Eurotiales; Aspergillaceae.
GGUGAAUCGGAUUGUUGAUAUGGUAUAGUUUGAUAGGGGUUCGUGGAAAGUGACAGUUGAGUUCGAGUAAUUGAUGUGUCCCUUGCUUGGGAGUCUGUGCUUGUGUGCUUAAAAUAGAUAGUAUGGGGGAUGUUGUGUGUAUUGGUUGAUCAGGAGGGUUUGUGGUUUGUGGUUAGUUAUUGGUUGAGAAUUGUUCCAUUGUAUGUUCUGUUUCUUGUGAUUGUUGGAUCUGGCUAUCUGUCUUGCUUGGAUGUAGUGUCGUGUGACAUGUUAGUAUGGCCACGGAGGACGGAUGGCUGACGCCAUGGCUGUUCAGGAAUGUGUGGGGGAAUAGUUCGAAUAGUUACAUUGCAGUCUAUUCGAACAGCAUAAAACAAACUUGAUAUCUGUU